This is a messenger RNA of Thunnus maccoyii (southern bluefin tuna), 5324 nucleotides long. RefSeq names its product protocadherin 10b (gene pcdh10b). Bases 803 to 3868 code for a protein of 1021 amino acids. Gene Ontology annotation, cellular component: plasma membrane. Gene Ontology annotation, biological process: homophilic cell-cell adhesion. Gene Ontology annotation, molecular function: calcium ion binding. NCBI's taxonomy places the organism in Eukaryota, Metazoa, Chordata, Actinopteri, Scombriformes, Scombridae. The transcript has 5 exons. The record is from RefSeq and is a predicted model, not a curated record.
CUGAUGGGUUAAAGUCAUAAACGUCCAGUUUUCUCGUUCUCUCUUUUCUUUUUGCGUCAGGUAUUCUAAAAGAGAAGCCAGUCCGAGCUCAGAGGGAGGUAGAGAGAGGUAGAGGAACAGUGAGGGAGAGAGACAUGGGCUGAGCAGACGUUGACAGGCAACCCCGCUAGCCAAUCAGGAGAGAGCUCUCAGCGUGAUUUACAGCCGCGGGGGCUGCGAGGAGGAGGCGCGAUGCGGGGAAAAAAAGCAAAUAGUUGAGUGAACAGCAUCAGUAGAGAGUGGAGUGGAGGAGACCGCAGAGAGGGAGCAGGGUGCCAAGAGGAGACACAGCCAGAAAAAAAAAAAAAACAAAGAGGACAAGUCUGAAAUGUUCCUCCUGCUUUAGGGGUCAUCGCAGAAGAUAACAUGCAUAUCUUGUUUUUCUUGUAUGGAUUAUGAUUUCUUUUUUCAAACUCCUUUCCAGACUGCUCUCAUCACUCCAGCAGCACUGCGCUUCAUUGGAAUGUGCGCUGUAGCUUCUCCGGGACGCAUCUGAAAAGCAAGACAGCGGUGCGAGAAAAGAAAAAAGCUUCAGCUGACAUUAAAACUGUUUCAAAAAUUCCAAAAUGCCUCUUUUUUAAUGGGACCACUUCAAGAAAAUCGGACAGAUUUCUCCGGACGCCUUACACAUUUUUGGAGACUUUUACGCAUUUUGGAGACUUUUGCCUCCGGACUUACAUGGGUGAUGGAAAUUGAUUCUUUCACUCACAGGGGAUAAUAAGGUUUAUGAUAUUUUUUCCCAAGUGCACUUGUUUUUCCGGCGAUGAUUGUGCUUUUGAUUGUCCUGUGCAUCACGGAUGGAGUGCUCUCUCAGAUACGCUACUCUGUGCCGGAGGAGGCGGACCAUGGCGCCUUGGUGGGGAAUAUCGCCGAGGACCUGGGACUGGACCUUACCAAACUGGCCUCCCGCCGCUUCCAGGUGGUGCCCAGCUCUCGGACACCAUACCUGGAGGUGAACCUGGAGAACGGCGUUCUAUUCGUUAGCGAGAAAAUCGACCGGGAGCAGAUCUGCAAGCAGAGCGCCAGCUGCCAGCUCAACAUGGAGGUGUUCUUGGAGAACCCGUUAGAGCUGUUUCGGGUCGAGAUCGAGGUGGUGGACAUUAACGACAACCCACCCAGCUUCCCAGAGACAGACAUCACGGUGGAGAUCUCAGAGAGCGCCACUCCGGGCACCCGUUUCCCCCUGGAGAGCGCGUUCGACCCGGACGUGGGCUCCAACGCUUUACGCACGUAUGAUAUCACCACUAACAACUACUUUUACCUGGACGUGCAGACCCAAACGGACGGGAACAAGUUCGCGGAGCUGGUGCUGGAGAAGCCGCUGGACCGGGAGCAGCAGGCGGCGCACAGGUACGUGCUGACCGCGGUGGAUGGUGGUCAGCCUCCCCGGACUGGCACCGCGCUGCUGGUGGUCAAAGUCUUGGACUCUAACGAUAACGUGCCAGUGUUUGAGCAGCCUGUUUACACAGUAAGCCUCUCGGAGAACGCACCAGUAGGCACGCUGGUCAUCCAGCUGAACGCCACCGACAUGGACGAGGGUCUUAACGGGGAGAUAGUUUAUUCCUUCAGUAACCACAUCUCCAACCGCGUAAAGGACCUGUUCAGCAUCGACCCGCGCACCGGGCGCAUCGAGGUGCGCGGAGAGGUGGAUUUCGAAGAGAGCAGCCUGUAUCAGAUCUUCGUCCAGGCUAAGGAUCUGGGGCCGAACGCCGUGCCCGCGCACUGCAAAGUCCUGGUCAAAGUCACCGACCUGAACGACAACGCACCGGAGAUCACCUUCAGCACCGUCACCGAGUCUGUGAGCGAAAAAGCGGUUCCGGGCACCGUCAUCGCCCUGCUGAGUGUGACGGACCUGGACGCAGAGGAGAACGGACAGAUCCACGUGGAAAUCCUCGGUGAUGUCCCCUUCAAAUUAAAAUCCUCCUUUAGGAAUUAUUUCACCAUAGUGACCGACGGGCCGCUUAACCGGGAGCAGGCGGACUCCUACUCCGUCACUGUGGUCGCGCGGGAUAAAGGUACGCCCUCACUCGCCACCAGUAAGUCCAUCAGAGUCCAGGUGUCAGAUGAGAACGAUAAUGCGCCCACAUUUACGCAGAGCAUAUAUGAUGUGUAUGUGACUGAGAAUAAUGUGCCAGGGGCGUACAUACACGCUGUGACGGCUGUGGACCCGGACAUCGGGCAGAACGCGCUCAUCAGCUACUCCAUAUUAGAGUGUGACAUCCAGGGCAUGUCAGUCAAAACCUAUGUGUCAAUCAACGAGGAGACAGGUUAUCUGUAUGCACUCAGGUCCUUUGAUUAUGAGCAGCUGAAGGAUUUCACAUUCAUGGUCCAGGCCAGAGAUGCGGGCACCCCGGAGCUCUCCUCCAACGCCACAGUCAAAGUCAUCAUCGUAGACCAAAAUGACAAUGCCCCCCUGGUGCUGGCCCCCCUGGGGAAAAACGGCACAGCCAAGGAACCCCUGCCCCGCUCAGCUGAGCCAGGCUACCUGGUGACCCGCAUUGUGGCCAUGGAUGCAGAUGAUGGUGAGAAUGCCCGGCUGUCCUAUAGCAUCCAGAGGGGGAACGAGAAUGGUAUGUUCAGGAUGGACUGGAGGACGGGUGAACUCCGGACGGCAAGGCGGGUGUCGGCCAAGCGAGACCCCCACCAGCUGUAUGACCUGCUGAUCGAGGUGAGAGACCAUGGCCAGCCUCCGCUGUCCUCCAGUGCCAGUGUGCUGGUGAUGCUGGUGGACAGCGUGGCAGAGGGCCGUGGCGGCGGGGACCGAGGAGGCGCCACCAAGGCCAAAGAUGGCACCCUGGACCUGACCCUCAUCCUCAUCAUCGCCUUGGGUUCCGUCUCCUUCAUCUUCUUGCUGGUCAUGAUCGUGCUGGCUGUGCGCUGCCAGAAGGAUAAAAAGCUCAACAUUUACACCUGCCUGGCCAGCGACUGCUGCCUGGGCUGCAGCUCCUGCUGCUCACGGCAGAGCCGGGCUCGCAAGAAAAAGCUCAGCAAGUCGGAUAUCAUGCUGGUGCAAAGCGCCGUUAACGUCAGCGGGGCCGGUACGGCUCAAGUCCCUGUGGAGGAGUCAGGGAGCUUCGGCUCCCACCACCAAAACCAGAACUAUUGCUACCAGGUAUGUCUGACUCCAGAGUCUGCCAAAACCGACCUCAUGUUCCUAAAGCCGUGUAGUCCAUCUAGGAGCACAGACACCGAUCACAACCCGUGCGGGGCCAUAGUGACAGGGUACACAGACCAGCAGCCUGACAUCAUAUCAAACGGCAGCAUUUUAUCAAACGAGACCAAACAUCAGCGAGCUGAACUCAGCUACCUGGUUGACAGGCCGAGACGUGUCAACAGUUCGGCUUUCCAGGAGGCAGACCUGGUCAGCUCCAAAGACAGCGGCCACGGAGACAGCGAGCAGGGAGACAGCGAUCACGACGCCACCAAUCGAGGCCAUUCCUCCGGCGCUGAUCUGUUCUCUAACUGCACGGAGGAGUGUAAGGCCCUGGGCCACUCCGAUCGCUGCUGGAUGCCGAGCUUCGUGCCCUCCGACGGGCGCCAGGGCCCGGACUACCGCAGCAACCUCCACGUGCCCGGCAUGGACUCAGUUCCGGACACAGAGGUAUUUGAAAGCCCUGAGCAAACGGCUGAUAAGUCAUUCUCCACCUUUGGCAAAGAGACGCCUCUCAGUCACCAACACCAACACCUCCACCACCACCACCACCUUCUCCAAAACCAUCACCUCAGCCACCACCACGGCUCCUUAGAGAGGAAAGAGUUGGAAGCAUUUCUGCCUAGCUCCAGAGCACCUUAUAACCCAGCUUAUUUAACGAGGAAAAGGGUUUGCUAGCUCUUUUCGUGUGGACAUACCAGAGACCGCGUGACUUUGCACAAUCACCCCCCCCCCUCCGACAACUAGGCUAUAAAAAAAUCAUCAAGUUUUCAACCUAUUUUUUUGUUGCCCCCCAACCCCUCCCUUCCUCAUUCCUCCUCACCCAGCAAAAAAUAAAAAAUAAAAACACACACUACUACACACGAAAUGAGGAACCUUGUGGGUAACGAGCCCCUUAAGGAACUUCCCCCCCCCCCCUUUUCUGGAAUUCCUUGGAGCACUGCCGGGGCGUUGAGGGCACCCCACCCUCUGGAUAAGGAGACGUGGAAGGGGCGGGAGGGUUGUGGGAUGAAUGGGUGCAGGUAGGUAGACGGAUAGCCUUACCGGGAGGACCCCAUUAUCUCAGCCGGACUGAGAAUCUGAAAACAAACAGAGGAGGAGGACGGACAGCGAUGGCGGGAGAGAUGAAAGGGGACAAUAAUCUCUCCAUCCUUUUCCAAUCUGUGUGUGCCUGUUUACAGCACUGAUGUAUACAUCUUUGAGGAAACUAAAACCAGACGAGGACUACAUAUGUGUACUGAAAGACAAAUCAAAAGGAGAGCCACCCACAGAAAAACCGCCACUGAGCCCUUUAGGCGUUUGUACUCGCAGAGAGACGCCAAAUUGUACAGGAGAAUCUUUGUGCAUUUCAAAAUGCAAUACCACUGUUUUAGAUUUUUCUAUUCUGUUCGUGUGGUCAGGUGUCUCUAUUCCGAUCUACUUCAAACUUUGUAAGAAAAGAUUGUGGGCAGGAUGUAUUUUUUUAAUUUAUGUUUUUUUUUAAUUCUGAGUUGUACUCAUUUUUGUUCUUUUAUUUGGCUUUGGGUUUGGUUUUUUUCACCACAUCGUGGGCUUUGGACAGUGUUUGGCCUACACUUUUCUGAUUCUGAAGAGUCAAGUAGUUUCUAUCAUGUGUGAGAAGUGUUUACUGUACUCUUUUAAAAAGUUUCAAGCUGAAUAUAAAACUCUAUAUAUAAAUCUAUCUAUAUCUACUUGUUCUGAAGGCGUGCUAUCCGUUUGCUGGGUUCCAGAUUCUGAUUCAGAGGUUUGACUCUUGUUUAAGUGCCCCUGAAGAAGGCAUGUUGUUUUUUUCCCAGUGGGAGACAUAAAGAGAGACAGAACAGCCUUAGCAGAUGUAAAACUCAAGUUCUCAUUGUUUGACAUUAUUUCAUCAUUUUUUUUCCACUUUUUGAUAUUGAUAAAGAUCAUGUCUAUAAAUAAAAAGGAGGUAAUAAUUUAGAUUGAAAUCCAUGGUAAUUCUGUGUCAUUGUAACCAAAACUUUAAGGGUCCAUUUAUAAAGAAACAGAAGAAAAACAUGGCCAAAUGCAAAAAGGUGUUGUACACAAUGCAGUUGGAAUCCAGUAUACACACAUUUCUUUCUCACACAUUACAAACACAAACACACCAAUAUGCCAACAAUAAACUGAAAAAUGG